This is a messenger RNA of Tachysurus fulvidraco (yellow catfish), 1972 nucleotides long. RefSeq names its product ring finger protein 126 (gene rnf126). The record is from RefSeq and is a predicted model, not a curated record. Gene Ontology annotation, molecular function: ubiquitin protein ligase activity. NCBI's taxonomy places the organism in Eukaryota, Metazoa, Chordata, Actinopteri, Siluriformes, Bagridae. Bases 81 to 1010 code for a protein of 309 amino acids. Gene Ontology annotation, biological process: protein ubiquitination; positive regulation of DNA-templated transcription; ubiquitin-dependent protein catabolic process. Gene Ontology annotation, cellular component: nucleoplasm; cytoplasm. The transcript is spliced from 9 exons.
CGCGAUUUCUUCAGACGGUUUGAGCCUGUCGGGCACCCAUACACGCUGUGUUUGCGAGUCCCACUACAGUGAACACGAAGAUGGCGGAAGCUCCCUUACGGACCAGCCGGUAUUUCUGUCACCGAUGUUCUGAAGAGAUUAGCCCUCGUCUCCCGGAUUACACCUGUCCACGGUGUGACUCCGGCUUCAUUGAGGAGUUACCUGAGGAUCAAAGCACAGAGAAUCCGUCAACAUCCACAUCAUCCACCAGUGCUCAGCUCCGUUAUCCUUUUGAGAAUGUGGACCCGCAUCUGUUUACCUUCCCACACCCGUACGGGCAGCUGGCUCUGGGCAUCUUGGGUGAGGGUUUUGAUCUCCGGACGGGCAUGUCCUCCGAGGACAUGCGUGAUGCCGAUAACCCGCGGGAGCGGGAGAUGGCAUCACGCCAACGCUAUGGGGCAAGACAACCUCGGGGGCGUCACAUUCCCCGGAGACAAGGGACCCGGCAUGAAGGAGUGCCCACUUUAGAGGGGAUUAUUCAGCAGUUAGUAAAUGGAAUCAUCACGCCAACGGCUAUGCCAAACAUGGGAAUGGGACCAUGGGGAAUGCUACAUUCAAAUCCAAUGGACUAUGCAUGGGGUGCCAACGGCUUAGACGCCAUUAUAACACAGUUAUUAAACCAGUUUGAAAAUACGGGUCCCCCUCCUGCAGACAGAGAAAUGAUCAAAAACCUCCCAACAGUUCAGAUCGCAGAGGAGCAUGUGGGAGCUGGUUUAGAAUGUCCCGUGUGUAAAGAAGACUACACCGUGGGGGAGAGCGUUAGACAACUUCCAUGCAAUCACCUCUUUCACAAUGACUGUAUAGUGCCCUGGCUCGAACAGCAUGACACGUGUCCGGUGUGCAGGAUGAGCUUGAGCGGUCAGAACACAGCCACAGACCAACUUGGCUUAGGAAUGAACUUCUCACCUUCCUCAUCAUCAUCGUCCUCCGCUAGUUCCCCCAGUAAUGAGAACGCUGCCAACAACUCCUAAAAUACCUGCCGGCUUUCCUCACUCACUCACACACACUUGCACACAGACACUGCACACUCAAAGACACAAUACAGUACAUAUACACACACACAAACCCCUCAACAUUUGAUCAUCUCAGAGAGGGGGCGUGGCCAAUCCUGUUAAAGCUCAAAGCCCUCACUCGAAUCUUGAUAACACAGCCCUGAAGAACCUCAGAAUGUUCUAUGUUGUCUAGUGUUCUAGUGUUCCAGUUCGCACUUUGUUCUGCCGUUACUGAGAAUGAUGCGAGGGCUGAGCUGAAACCUGAUAGUCUAGAACACACCCUUUAAGGCCAGCACCUCACUAUCCCCUUCAUCAUCAUCAACAUCAUCAUCAUCAUCAUUACCAUCUGACUCCCUGGACCAAGCGCCAAAGGACAUGUCCACAAGCAAUGGGGGAGAGAAACACACACACCCCUGUAUUUCAGUACUUUUUAUUAUUGAACUGGAGCAUGAUCGUUCCUCUCUUCUUUUUUUUUUUUUCUUCUUUUUUUUUAACACAUAACAAGCAGUCCUGUACAAACAGGGAUUUUAAUUCAAAAAGUGACUCUGGGGUGAAAAAAGGGAUGAAGAAAUUUGUCAGAUGGUCUCUUGCAGACACACACACACACAUCCAAUUACAGAAGUUGAAUGUCAUUUUACCAGAGACCGUUACGUCUCAAAUUCCCAUAAAGGGAAAACCUUCGAAUAGAACCAUUUUUUUUUCUUUUGUUUUUUAAAAUGAUUUUUAAAAUUCAUAUAUUUUGCCAUCUAAGAGGUGUACUCUGUGAACUGCGCAUAUAGCGAUAUUUAUUAUAACAGCUGACCGAAGAAAGAAAAAAAAUGAAAAGUUUGUGUAAAGUAUUUAUUUGCACAAUGUUUUGUUUUGCAACCAAUUAGGGCAAUGAACAUAAAUACAGCAGGUAGAAAAUCAAAAUACAAUUAAUCAUUUUUUUAAAUAAUAAU